Corticium candelabrum is the source of this 1246-nucleotide messenger RNA. Its product is annotated as brain-specific homeobox protein homolog. Gene Ontology annotation, biological process: regulation of DNA-templated transcription. The record is from RefSeq and is a predicted model, not a curated record. Lineage: Eukaryota; Metazoa; Porifera; Homoscleromorpha; Homosclerophorida; Plakinidae. Gene Ontology annotation, molecular function: DNA-binding transcription factor activity, RNA polymerase II-specific; DNA binding. The transcript has 2 exons. Bases 425 to 1246 code for a protein of 273 amino acids.
CGCAACCCUCAGAGAGGGACCUCGUGCUAGCACAUCGGCGCAUGUCACAAAUUGCAGGCGUCGUUUGCAGUCUGGAGGCGGGUCUGUGUCAUUCAUACCCACUUGACACUGCAUUUAGUUAGAGUAAGGAGGCACAGUCAAACAGUCGAUGUAUGCGUGUACUAUCGCCUCUAUCGUCUUCCCCGAUCUCUUUGCGAUAAACGACAACGAGGCAAACAGUUGAUUUUCGAAACCAGCUGGAUUCGCGUGAACUGCGCUGAGGAAUAGGUGCAGCUAUGUGCCACUGCCACUACAAUGUGUCAAACCAUUCGAACACACAUAAUAAGAAAAAUGCGUCGCGCGAGCCAAUCAGUGUCCACAAGCUCACUUCUCAACUCCACCUCUUCUCACUUCGUCCCAGCAACCGUGAAGAUCUGGUCCAGCAAUGAAUAGGGCAAUCGGCGGAGAUUUGUGCUCGACAGGUAGCGAGGGUGGAACCUUCAUGAGCCCGAAUCCACUCUCGAGACCGUUCGCAAUGACGGGAAAUUUUCCGGUCUCCGGAUUGCCCGAGCACGGAACGAGGAACGGAAAUGCAAAUAUGUGCGGCCUACCGGCUAUCUCGGUAUCCGAGUUUGCCUCUCCCAUCACAACUACUCAGAGCAACGUCUGCUAUUUCAACCCAUCUGGAGCCACUCUAGCGUCGAUUCGCACCAACUGGGAGGGCGGAGAGCUGAUGUUCACGCCAAGAACUUCAACGCAGGCUCGAAAUGGAAUCGGUGACAUGUCGUACCGCCCUGUGCUAUCCCCCAGUCCGUUGCACCAUCCUGGAAUCCUCCGUCGAGCACCGUACCCCGGCACGUACCAUCCGUACGAAGCGGCGAGCAUGGACAUGCGCUAUUCUGUCUCAACUGGUCAUUUCAAGGUCCGGCGUCGACGUUCACGUACAGUCUUCUCUCAAGACCAGCUGACUGGUCUAGAAGAGGUGUUUGAACGUCAAAAGUACUUGACAGUGAGUGAGCGGAUUGAAUUAUCACUGCACCUGGGGUUGACCGAGACGCAAGUGAAGACCUGGUUCCAAAAUAGAAGAACCAAGUGGAAGAAACAGAAGAGCAAGUCGGACGACAUGUCGCCGUCACCGGAACAGCAAGCAAAUAAGGAACUUUCGUAUGUCAAGGAGGAGGACGAAGUGCAACACGAGUCAGAACACGAGUUGACUUGUACAGCAGACUCACAAAGCCCAACGAAAUCAGAUAAUCAAUGCCUGUAG